Molecule: messenger RNA, 1640 nt
Organism: Hyaloscypha bicolor E
Lineage: Eukaryota; Fungi; Ascomycota; Leotiomycetes; Helotiales; Hyaloscyphaceae
Product: AB-hydrolase YheT
Exons: 4
Coding region: 182-1456 (424 amino acids)
Biological process (GO): medium-chain fatty acid biosynthetic process; medium-chain fatty acid catabolic process
Molecular function (GO): monoacylglycerol lipase activity; acetylesterase activity
Source: RefSeq, a predicted model, not a curated record
CUCUCUCCAAGGAGAACUUUCUCUGGGAAUUUUCACUUAUGAUCUUUUUCGAGGUCUGUUUUAAAAGCCCGGCUCUUUUGUCGCUUCCACAUGGGUAGUUUGCUUCUAGAGCUCAAUCACAUUCAAAGGCGAUUUCCGAAGACUCGAGGAGCACAACUAGAGCUACAUUGAACUCGCCGCAAUGGAAUGGCUAGGCCAUGCCAAAACGACUUUCACUCACUCUCCAACUCCUCUUCCCCUCAACAAGAAAGAUGGAACAUCCACUGAUUUAGUCUCGAUAUGCUACGAAGCAACUCCCCCUUGUCGUCUAAAUCCUCUCCUAUUCAAUGGUCACCUCCAAACGAUGUGGACAGCAAUAAAGAACGACGGUCCACCUAUUCAUUAUAAGCGCAGGCUGUUUGAGAAUGAGGAUCCCAAUUUCAAAGGUUCAUUCGCAGUUGAUUUCGUUGUUCCUCCCUUUUCAGAGACAGAUGAGAGUCUACCUCCCAGAACCGUGCAUUUCACGGAGGAAGAAUUCGAGAACAUAGGAUCUUUGGAUACUCGUCCAAUGUUAGUAACCCUGCAUGGACUAUCCGGGGGAUCUUAUGAGAUCUAUUUAAGACAGGUGUUAGCUCCUCUGGUAACGGCUGCAGGGGAGCGUGAGUGGGCUGCAUGUGUAGUCAACUCCAGAGGUUGUGCUAUGCAUAAAAUCACCAGCAAUGUUUUGUAUAAUGCAAGGGCUACGUGGGAUUGCCGACAAACCGUGAAGUGGUUGAGGAAGACGUUUCCAAAUAGACCUUUGUAUGGGAUUGGAUACUCCUUGGGAGCCAACAUCUUGACCAAUUACAUUGCCGAAGAAGGUCCAUUAUGUAUGCUCAGAGCAGCUGUCAUUGUUUCAAGUCCAUGGAAUUUGGACGCAGGAAACCGGGCACUUCAACGAACUUGGAUUGGAAGAGAGAUCUAUUCCAAAACAAUGGGCACUAAUAUGAAGAAACUCAUCGACCUCCACUAUGACCAGGUAUCUAAAGGCUCUAGGCUGGAUUUUGCCAAGAUACGCCAGGCCAAAUAUCUUCAUGAGUUUGACAGAGAAGUGCAAGGACCGACUUGGGGCUAUCCGACAGAAGGAGCAUAUUACCGAGACUCAUCAUCUGUCGAUUCGUUGCUCGCAGUUAGAAUCCCAUUAUUUGCCAUCAGUGCCAAAGACGAUCCGAUUGCGCAGGAUGAAGCUUUGCCAUACGAAGAGAUGAAACGAACCAAGUAUGGCGUCUUGUGCACAACCACCCUAGGGGGGCAUUUGUCCUGGUUUGAGAUUGGUGGAACUAGAUGGCAUGCUCGCCCGGCAGUAAAUUUUCUCAAUACCAUGGCUUUCGAAGUGGAACUUGAUGCUCCUGGCAAUGUUAAUGCAAACGGAUCCGCCAAAGGAGAGGAGCUUGGCGACAUUCGAUUUAAACCCAUGAACCGGAAAUGGGCUCCCUAGAAAAAGAUCCGAUAAGUUUGAUGCUGUACAAAUAGACGCCUAAUGAUAGACUGUACAUACGAGACGAUACUCUUGGGUUUGGACAUGCUUUCAGAAAGACAAUGAUACAAAGAAGUCUAGCACAGAUUAGCACUCUGCUUGAACAUACCACCGGUACCAUGCAGACUGAAACAAUAAAUACGAG